Molecule: messenger RNA, 360 nt
Organism: Protopolystoma xenopodis
Lineage: Eukaryota; Metazoa; Platyhelminthes; Monogenea; Polystomatidea; Polystomatidae
Source: the annotation of a GenBank genome assembly
AUGCCGCUCUUCUCUCUGCUUUUGGGUCCAACCCUGACAACACACCUGGUCACGCUUAUCUCCUACCGCUCCCACCAACUCAGCCCCACCGUAUGGGCCCUCGGCUUACAAUUCACGCCUCCACCCUGUCAGCUCAUCUGCCCUCCGUUCCAGAACGUGAAUACGAGGCUGAGAGAUGGCGCUUGCAAGCCAGCCGUACCGAGUUCAAGUACUCCAAGAGAGAUUGACAAUUUGGCGCUAGCGACAGCUCACCAUCAGACUUCCGUCACGAAUUAUGACAUGGCUUGGAGCAAUGCUGACAAGUUGUCAUCAGUUCUGCCAUCUAUUACGCUUGGAAAGGAAGUCUCCGUAGCCUGCUAA